Glarea lozoyensis ATCC 20868 is the source of this 1701-nucleotide messenger RNA. RefSeq names its product Homeo. The transcript has 3 exons. Gene Ontology annotation, molecular function: DNA binding. Gene Ontology annotation, cellular component: nucleus. The record is from RefSeq and is a predicted model, not a curated record. NCBI's taxonomy places the organism in Eukaryota, Fungi, Ascomycota, Leotiomycetes, Helotiales, Helotiaceae. The coding region runs from base 1 to 1701 and encodes 566 amino acids.
AUGGCGCAAAUCGGCAUCGACCACGAGAACCACAUGGCGGGCAAUGAGAACUAUGGAGGAAGCGACGGGUGGGUAGAUCUCAGUCACGGCUACAAUUCUUCGCAACAUCAAUCACCAAUAUACGAACAUGCAGGCUUUCAGUUCAUGCAACAACCAGCUCAAUCGCAAGGCCCGUUGGAGCCUUCGUUUGCGACCCAGAGGAUGCCACAACCUUCACCACCAAACGCACUUCCUUCUCAUCAACAACUAUUGCCUCUUAUAAUGCCUAGUCAUCCAACCUGGCCUAGUAUGUUGACGAAUCCAGCGAAUUACUCCGCACCACCAGUCGCCAUUCCUCCCGCGAAUGCUCAGCAAACCAAGACGAACAACGGAAAAUCUUCUGGCGGUCACCCAGCUCCAACUCCACGUAAAACACUAACAGACAGUGAUCGGAGAAGAAUGUGCCAGUACCAUGAGGACCAUCCAUCUACGAAGCAAACUGAUAUCGGAGCGAUGUUUGGAGUUGAACGAAGCACUGUAUCCAAAGUUCUGCGUCAGAAGGAGAAGUAUCUUUUUCCCGAGGACCGUAGUCUUUCUCCAGUCAAACGAGCUAAAGGAAAGUUUCCGGAUAUCGAGAGAGCACUUUCCAACUGGGUCAGAAACACGCAGAAGCAGGGCAUUCCCUUGACGGAUGAGACAAUUCGAGAAAAGGCUCGUUUCUUUGCAACGACGGUUGGUAACGAUGAAAGCCAUUCGAAGACCAACAGUACGAGCUGGCUUGAAAAAUUCAAGCAGAAGAAUGGAAUAGGGUCUGGAAGAUUGUCUCGACGAGCAUCGGAAACGAACAUCUCUGACACGGGAUCACUAAUUCCAGAAUCUGGCCAAGCUUCCUCAAGCCAGACGCCAAAUGGGAUUUCUCCCACCUCGCCAAACGGCCUACCCUCGCCUUCACCGCUAUCUGCAACGAAGAGCAACGACGAUGACCUGAAAUCUGAAUCAUUGAAUAGCUCCUUGAACAGUUACCUCGAGUUUGGCCAACGACAUGGCAGCUAUCAUUCAAACUCUCAGAGCACCACUUCGCUGUCGAGUUUCACCGAGCCUCAACACUCAUAUUCUGGAGCGACCAGCCCUACCACUCCAUUUGCCUUCUCACCAGACAACAAUGGAAAUUCGUGGCUGCCUUCCCAACAAGCUCGUCUCCCACCACCUGGUAAUAAUUUCCAGCGUCCUCGAAGCCAGACAUUUCCUAUGCUGGGUAUUGAUCCUUCUUUUGCGGCACAGGUCUCAGAGCCAUUAACUCCAAAGUAUAUGCCAGGUACGGCUCCCUCCUCGGCAUUGGAUUCUCCUAUCCACGAGAUCCCUUCACAAUUCGGCAUUGAUUCGCACGUCUCCUCGCCACCUUUGCACCACAGCAGCAGUAACGGAUCCAUGGCACCGCCAUCUUCGGGCACACCCGUCACCAAUAUUCAAUCUCCAAUUGGCUCGUCCGCGCCAAGUUCUCCUACACAGGAUGAUGCUCGACGCGCGCUCGAUACGUUGCUCAACUUCUUCCAGCAAGCCCCCAGUGGUCUAGUAGAUCAAAACGACUACUUGUCAAUCAUCAAAUUGACGGACAAGCUACGCCUACAUAGUCACCUAGCACUUCCCGGAGGCCUUCAUCGAAUCGAAGAAACCGAGCCCCUAGCUCCAAAAUUGGAGCAAUCGAUGAGUGCAGGCUGCUAA